GAGAAGAAGGUGGGGAGCUGUGGAGGAGCCUCCCACCCGUGAGCUUGAGUGGAGGCAAAGGAGCGAGCCGGGUUUCUGUGUCUGCAACGGGGAAGAGGCGAGAAGCUACGCAGGUGAUGGUAGGGAGUGGCCGGUGAUGCUGUAAACUGCGAACGAUGACCCAAGCUUAGUAUUGCAGAGGGAUUUCAUAGUGGAGUGAAAAGGACUUUAAUUACUGGUUCACAUGCUCACAUCGCUUUGAAACUGAAGGAGAAAAGGACCGUACAUCCAUCUUUCUUCCUUUCGAGACCACCCUGUUUACAGAGAAGUUAUGGAGAUGCUGAUGAAUGGCAGGGGAUGCAUUAUAUGUCUUCUGUUCUUCAUGGGUAACCUAACAAUAGCGGCAGAAAUGCCUGCAAUGGAGAUUGAGAUUCCACCAAGAGUUGAGCAAGUGCCGACAAUUAUAAAACAGUCAACAGUGCAGGUUGCAUUUCCUUUCGAUGAAUAUUUUUCACUUGUAUGUGAAGCUAAAGGAAAUCCAGAACCAAGUUUUCAUUGGACAAAGAAUGGAAACCCCAUUGAUCUACUCUCUGACCAGCGGAUCAUUGUAUCAAACAAUUCAGGAACAUUUAGGAUUCCAAAUGAGGGAAAUGUAGCUGACUUUCAAGGGAAAUAUCGCUGUUUUGCUUCAAAUAAAUUAGGAACUGCCGUGUCUGAAGAAAUUGAAUUUAUCGUCCCAAGUGUACCAAAAUUCCCCAAAGAAAAAAUUGACCCUCUGGAAGUGGAAGAAGGUGAUUCAAUUGUCCUGCACUGCAAUCCCCCUAAAGGAAUUCCACCUUUACACAUCUACUGGAUGAAUAUAGAUUUGCAGCACAUUCCACAAGAUGAAAGAGUAUACAUGAGCCAUAAGGGUGAUCUGUAUUUUGCAAAUGUGGAAGAAAAUGACAGCCGAAGUGAUUACUGUUGCUUUGCAGCAUUUCCAAGACUAAGAACUAUUGUACAGAAAAUGCCAAUGAAACUGACUGUGAAGAGUUUAAAGCAUGCUAAUGACUCAAGUUCACGAAAUGCCACUGGUUCUAAGGCAAAUUCAAUCAAGCAGAGGAAACCAAAAAUGCUUUUGCCUCCUGACACUUCUGGCAGCCAUUCUUCAGUUACCUUCCUCAACGGUAGCACUCUCCUGCUUGAGUGUUUUGCUGAAGGCCUGCCAACUCCACAAAUAACCUGGAAAAAGUUGGAUGGAAAUUUGCCCAAGGACAGGGAAGCACAAGAAAAUUUUGGAAAGACCUUGAAGAUAGAACAAGUGUCUAAUACGGAUGAAGGAACUUAUCUCUGCUCAGCAAGCAAUUUUAUGGGAUCAGCUAAACAUGAAUUUCAUGUUACUGUGGAAGAGCCCCCUCGCUGGACACAAAAACCAAAAAGCGGUGUGUAUAGUAUUGGGAGCAAUGCAAUCCUGCGAUGUGAAGCUUCUGGCAAUCCUCAGCCUGAGAUCAAGUGGAAAAGGAAUGGCUUACCUGUGAAUAAAGAAAAUCUUGUCUCCAGUGGUCAGAUCUUACCAAGAGAGAUUAGUCUUACCAAUUUGCAACUUGAUCAGAGUGCUGUGUAUCAGUGUGAAGCCUCAAACAAGCAUGGCACCAUUCUGGCCAAUGCCAAUGUUGAUGUGUUAGAUAUUAUUCCAGUAAUGCUGACCUUAGAUGGUGAAAACUAUGCUGCAGUCAUUGGUUAUAGUGCUUUCUUACACUGUGGAGUUUUUUCCUCACCUCCUGCACAGAUAACUUGGCAGAGGGAGGACAGUGUCACCCCCCUUGGAGGUCCACGAUUCUUUAAAUCUGAAAAUGGAACGCUAGAGAUAAAACACACAACAAAAGAAGAUUCUGGGUCAUAUAACUGUUUGGUGACCAAUGCCAAAGGAAAAACUGGAGUCACGGCCUACCUGGCUAUUAGAGAUGCUACAAAACUUAGAGUUUCUCCAAAGAAUCCUAAAGUUUUGAAAUCACAUUUGCUGGUUUUGCAAUGUCAAAUAGAGCUUGACUCCCAUUUGAAACACAGUUUAAAAUUAUCCUGGACUAAAGAUGGAAAUGAGCUUGAAACCAAUGGCACAGAAGGUGACAGGAUAAUGAUUGAAAUGGAUACAUUGUCUAUAUCAAAUAUCACUUUAGAGGAUGAAGGUGUUUACUCCUGUUUAGCUAGCACUUCUCUAGACAGUGUCAAAGCUGAUUCUCAUGUAAUUAUCCUGGAUGUUCCGGAUUCACCUGAUAAUCUACACCUUUCAGAAAAGCAGAAUAGGAGUGUCCGGCUGACAUGGAAAGCUGGGAAUAGCCACAACAGCAUAAUUAAUGAAUUCAUUAUAGAAUAUGAAGGGAAUAAAGAGGAUUCUGAAAAGUGGGAAGAAUUAACCACAGUUCCAGGGAAUGAAACUACAGUCAUUUUAUCACUGGCUCCUUAUGUAAAAUACAAGUUCCGUGUUAUUGCCGUGAAUGGUGUUGGGAGAAGUCAACCUAGCAAGCCCUCGGAACAUCAUGAGACACCUCCUGCAGCUCCAGACAAGAAUCCAGAAAACAUAAGAGUCGAUGCUUCUGAACCAAAUGAAAUGAUCAUGAAAUGGGAACCUUUGAAGCCCAUGGAGCAGAAUGGACCGGGGCUGGAGUACAGAGUGAGUUGGAGGCGACAGGGGGUUGAAACGGACUGGAAUGAAGAAACUGUAAAAAAACAUGUCUUGGUGUUGAAAAACACCCCAACCUUUGCUCCUUAUGAUAUCAAAGUUCAAGCAAUAAAUCAGUUUGGUUCUGGACCUGAGCCCCAGAUAGCAACUGGAUAUUCUGGAGAAGACUAUCCUGAUGCAGCUCCAUUGAAUGUUGCUGUGAAUAUAAUAAACAGUACACUUAUUAAUGCAACCUGGUCUAAAAUCCCCAAAGAAAGGGUACAUGGACACCUGAAAGGAUAUAAGAUCAGUUGGUGGAAAACAAAAACUUUGUUGGAUGAAAGAAAACAUCAUCAAGAAAAACACUUUUUAGUGUUUUUGGGUGACAGAGACCAUGGCAUGGUUCCAGGCCUAGAACCAUAUAGUGAAUUUCAUUUAUCUGUCUUAGCCUUUAAUUCAAAAGGUUCUGGACCUGAAAGUUCACCUAUUAUCUUUCAAACCCCAGAAGGAGUACCUGAACAACCAACCUUCCUAAGGAUUCUCAAUUUUGAUAAAGAUGCUGUAACUUUAUCUUGGGGGCUUCCUAAGAAAGCAAAUGGCCGCCUAUCAGGCUAUGUUUUGCAAUACCAAAUAAUUAAUGAAACAUAUGAAGUUGGAGCAUUAAAUGACAUCAACAUUACAAACCCUUCAACACUCAGCUUGAGGCUCUCAGAUCUUAACUCUACCACGAAAUACAAAUUCUACUUGAGGGCAUGCACUUCAAGUGGCUGUGGAAAACCAAUAACAGAAGAAGGCUGGACAAUAGGAGAAGGGAGUAAAAGUACUGGGAAGAUUUCAGAAGCAGUAAACCCCACACAAAAGAUUCACCCAAUUGAGGUCCUUGAGCCUGGAACUGAGCAUACAGUUCAUCUAGUGACUAAGAAUUGGGUUGAUAACAAUAGCAUUUUUGAAGAUGUAAUUGAGACAAAGGGGAGAGUGUAUGCUGGCAUAUACGAUGGACUCUCCACCCAGGGCUGGUUUAUUGGAUUGAUGUGUGCAAUAGCUCUCCUUACGUUAAUAUUGCUAACUAUUUGCUUUGUCAAAAGAAACAAAGGUGGAAAAUAUUCAGUGAAAGAAAAGGAAGAUUUACAUCCAGAUCCAGAAGUUCAAUCGAUAAAAGAUGAAACUUUUGGAGAAUACAGUGACAGUGAUGAAAAACCACUCAAGGGAAGUCUUCGGUCCCUUACAAGGGAUAUUCAAGUCACCGAGAGUGCUGAUAGCUUGGUUGAUUAUGGAGAGGGAGACCACGGACAGUUCAACGAAGAUGGUUCAUUCAUUGGUGCUUACACUGGAUGUAAGGAAAAAGGAUCCGUUGAAAGUAAUGGGAGCUCUACAGCAACAUUUCCUCUUCGGGCAUAAACUCAACAUGCAUAAGCAACAUGUGUGGUUAAUUUCCAUCUUAUACAUGUAUUGAUACAAAUAAUCAAAUUUUACCACACUGGAUCAGAAAUGGGUUACAGACAAGUUUUGUCAAAAGCCUAGCAUUAAGCAAAUAUACUAAGAAAUGUGUCACUGCCACAAAAGGAUAAGUUAAUCAUACUCUUCAGACACUGUAUGGGGUACGCACACUGGGGAAGAACAGAAAGACAAACAGUCCAGAUUCAAUUCAAUAGGUCCCAAACCACCGGUAAUCAGUGUUACAUGUGUGCCUGUAUUUGCUGUUCUGCGUGUUCUCAUAAUUCUUGACACCUUGUAUGCUUUCAUCACUUUGAAUGCCCACUUGCAUUCAGUAUCACAAUGUUGCAAAUCUUGACCUUAUUUCAUAGAAGUUGAAAAAUGAAAAAAAAAAGACGGAAAUUAAAGUCACAUGGUAUGCCUCAUUGAAAGAAUUCAUGAAAGAAAAGCAUUCCAUAUCUGGCUUAUUCAGUGUUGACUAUAAAGGAGUCUGUCUAUGUGAUUCUAGUUAGGUGACUGUGAUUCAUCCAGAUCUGGUUUGGUGUCCAAUUUUCCCAAAGGAAAAAAGCUCACACAAGUUUCAGAAACUUUGACAGUGUUCGUGGUGCUUUUUUGGGCUCUUUUUGGUAGUAAUCAAUUAAAGAGCCAUCUGCCGUAGAAUGUCUGCUUGCUAUAGAACAAGAUUGGGUGUUCAUACAGUGCAGAGAGCCCAUUUUCAACUUCAAAUACUAAGAGCCACAUUUCUUCACUUACCACUCUUGCUUGCCCCAUGUGUGUAUAUCUGAAUGCUAGCAUACGAUUCAUGAAUGCAUUGUACAUAUUAUGUUAAUAUUUACGCAAUUUAAAUAUAGAUGUGUUUCAUUUGGAAGUGAGGCAUGGCAUUAAAUGUGGGCACCUAUACAGUUAUGGUAUUUGGAAAGGGAUCUUUUUGCACCUUGCAGAACUACAGCAGUUAAAAUGAACUUUCAAAUUGGAAACAGAUUUUGAGUAACCUUUUCAAGUCUUUCUCAAAAUAACUUCUGAAUGUGGAGGGUAAUUUUUUCAUAUUGUUUUCAAUAUAUUUAUUUUUCAGUUAACUGGGUUUGUAAAAAAAAAUGCUUGAAGUGGAGGUUCCUUUGGGCAUGGUUGCCUGCAUUUUAUUUCAAGCAUCUUCAAUCUUUUUUGUUGUCAUUCUGUUUCACUCUCUGAAGCUCAGUUAAGCCUUAGAACUGCUUUUCUGGCCUAUAGGAUAACACUUAGUUUUUAAUUAAAUAUAUAUUUUGUGUGAAACAGUUAACUUAAAAUAAUCCACUUCAACUCCAGCUAAGUGUAACUUUUUAUUGUGGUGUUAACACAAUUUUAACAGCUUUAAAAGCAUCUAUUAGAAGUGUAUUGGGUGAAAAUGAUUUGCUCAGCAUUCAGUUUUAUGGCUGAGGGCUCUUGAUGCAUAAUGAUAGUGAAAAUGUAGCAUCUGAUUACUUAGUACCAUAAGCUAAAUCCUUGACUUAAAUCUACUUAUAACCCCACCUGAUGAUAAUUGAAAUGGUCAUUAGGAUUGGGAUUCACCAAUUUUCAACCUGUUAUUGUCUUUUCUGUUCAAAUAUGUAGACAGAAAGUGAAUGGUACCCACAAACAAUGCAUCUGAGGCUACAUGAAACAAGUCUUCUCAGAUUGCAUUAUAUUGUUGGAUGGAUCCCAAACACAUUUUCCUCCUCUGUAUUAGUAUGUCUACCUGGUGCUAGAAAGGGUUAGGGUUAAGGUUGAGGUGAAAGAGAAAGCUCAGAGGGAAAGCCAAAUGUGGCCCAUUGACAGACAAGCCUUUUUUCUUUUUUCAAAAAUCUCAAUUCUCCUCCCUCAUACACAGAACACCCUACUGAAAACAUGUUUCAGUGAAAUAUUUUGUUAGCCAAAACUAGUUUCCACAUAACGUGCCUGUUGGGUGGAUCAGUGAAUUUCUUCCCAAAAUGAUUGUCUAACGUUCAUGAACCCAACUACAGUAUUCAUUGGAAAUAAAUUUAAAUGAUUGGAACUCCCUCAGGCCUUUUAAAACCCCAGAAUCUCCAUAUCAAAUAACCUUGAUCUGUGAGUUACCCAGAUUUCCAUUGCAGGAAAGUAUAUGUAUGGCUUAAUCUCUAGCUAUGAGAGAACUACAGUUACUAGCUCACAAAAAUGCCCAAGGCUGUAUGGUUUGGAAGUUACUUCUGAUUCUGUGUGAAUGACUCUUUCUCCUUAGCAUUGCAUCAGCAAAGGGAUACUUACACAGAGAACAUAUAUGUUAGAAAUAUUAGUACUCUAUCAUUUAUGGAGCAAGUGGAUUAUUGAAAGAUUUGCUUAUUCCCCCAUCUCUUCUCUCCUCACCAAAAAGAAACAGACAAAUGAGUUUCCUUGCUACUUGAAAUAGGAUGCUGACCUCAGAACCCAGGCCCAUGACUUCAGUCCCAGCUUUCUGUAAGCAAUAGGUUUUGUAGGCCAGAAAAAUAGAUAAAUGCUUUAGAAUUGGAACUGUCUUGGCUAAUUUGGUUACCUACUUUAUACCGAUCUUCAACUUAAACUGUAAACUCAUGGUGGGCAGGGACUGUGUCUAGCAACUCUGUUAUGUUGAACUCUCCCAAGUGCUUAGUACAGUGAUCUGUACACAGUAAGUGCUCAAUAAAUUCAGUUGACUAUAUUGUUAAUGUUAAAUGCUUAGACUUCUGUAUCUGGGCUGGAGCAUAUACAGCACAAGGUUCAGUUUAGUUCCCAAGGUCCCACCACUAUCCUGGACUCAUAGUCCAGAUUUGCCAGAGUGCUUAGGGAUCCUAUGUCCCCAGCUUCCUAUUUCAAGUUCACUGAGGUGGGAGAGAAAGACAUUCAAGCUUGAGGUGGUGUCCCAAUGUCCCAUUUUUUUUUGUUUUUGUUUUCACAAAAACUAUGCGGGUAGCCUAGAGAUAAGGGAAAUGACUCAGUCAGUCAAGACAUAGAGACUGAGCUGAAGAGUGAAGAAGAAAAAAUGUCAAUUCCUUGAAUUGCCACACUACCCUAAUUCAAAAAGAUUACAUUUUCUAGGUAAGGAAAGGCUGGUUCACUUUUUUCUUGAAUGAAUUAUCCGACUACAGGACUCUGACUGCUUAGGAUGUGUGUAGGGCCUAUUGUAUCAGCUAUGAUAUCUAACUUCUAAUAUGAUUGCUUUUGAUAUACUGGCAUGGCUAUAUCAUGAAGCAUUGGUAUUUUCGAUCAAUGUGAGUUUAGUAUCAACUGUUCUAGGCAAUAUGCUAUCAACUAUUGCUAAGUUGUAUCAUGUAUAUAUUUUGCAAGCCACAAACUAAUAUGGAUGCUUUUUUCUAUUAAAAAAUUUCAAAUAAA
Molecule: messenger RNA, 7372 nt
Organism: Tachyglossus aculeatus (Australian echidna)
Lineage: Eukaryota; Metazoa; Chordata; Mammalia; Monotremata; Tachyglossidae
Gene: CHL1
Product: cell adhesion molecule L1 like
Exons: 28
Coding region: 311-4015 (1234 amino acids)
Biological process (GO): cell-cell adhesion
Molecular function (GO): protein binding
Source: RefSeq, a predicted model, not a curated record